GGUGUCCAGGCUUCGGGGUGGUUGCGAGAGGGCAGACUCAGGCGCCGCGGCCGCGCUCGCGGAGAUGGUGGGCGGGGAUGGGAGAGGGAGGAAACGGGGAGGGCAGAGCAAGACUGUGGUGGAGGAGGAACUGUUGCGCCCGCGGCUGCGCAGUGCUGCUCCCUCCGCUCCAGUUCGCCCGGGCGGGCGCGGCAGCGACGGCGGUGGUGGCAGCGCGGAGCCAGGGCGAUGCGGCGAUACCUGCGCAUCGUCGUGUUGUGUUUGGGCUGCGGUUUCUGCUCACUUCUCUACGCCUUCAGCCAGCUCGCUGUGUCACUGGAGGAAGGAGCAGGCGGCGGUGGCGGAAUGCCGCAGGCCGCAACAGCUUCCUGGCUCGCGGGCGGCGGACGCGGCGCUGCGAGAUGGGCGGGCAGCGCGGGCCCCAGAGCGCUUACCGGCGGGUCGGACAGGUGUAAAGAUUUCUCUCUGUGUUACUGGAAUCCCUAUUGGAUGCUGCCCUCUGAUGUUUGUGGAAUGAACUGCUUUUGGGAAGCGGCUUUUAGGUAUAGUCUGAAAAUGCAGCCCAUUGAGAGAAUACACCUAGCUGUAGUUGCCUGUGGUGAAAGACUGGAAGAAACUAUAACCAUGUUGAAGUCAGCUAUAAUUUUCAGCGUCAAACCUCUCCAGUUCUAUAUUUUUGCUGAAGAUCAGUUACAUGACAGCUUUAAAAGCAUACUUGAUAGCUGGUUAUUUCUACAAACAUUUAAUUAUACAUUAUACCCAGUAACCUUUCCAAGUGAGAAUGCAGCGGAGUGGAAAAAACUCUUUAAACCAUGUGCUUCCCAGAGAUUAUUUUUGCCAUUAAUCCUGAAGGAAGUUGACUCACUGUUGUAUGUCGACACUGACAUCCUUUUUUUACGACCCGUUGAUGAUAUUUGGUCUUUACUAAAGAAAUUUAAUUCCACACAAGUUGCUGCAAUGGCACCAGAGCAUGAGGAGCCUCGGAUAGGAUGGUAUAAUCGCUUUGCCAGACAUCCAUAUUAUGGAAAAACUGGAGUAAACUCUGGAGUUAUGUUGAUGAACAUGACUCGAAUGAGAAGGAAGUAUUUUAAGAAUGAUAUGACAACUGCACGACUACGAUGGGGAGAUAUACUUAUGCCAUUGCUUAAAAAAUAUAAACUAAACAUCACAUGGGGUGACCAAGAUUUAUUGAAUAUCAUGUUUUUUCAUAAUCCAGAAAGCCUCUUUGUUUUUCCAUGUCAGUGGAAUUACCGACCGGAUCACUGUAUAUAUGGAAGCAAUUGCCAAGAAGCAGAAGAAGAAGGUAUCUUUAUUCUUCAUGGUAACAGGGGUGUUUACCAUGAUGAUAAGCAACCAGCAUUUAGAGCUGUUUAUGAAGCACUGAGAAAUUGCUCUUUUGAAGAUGACAAGGUUCAUUCCUUAUUAAAGCCAUUAGAACUGGAACUACAAAAGACUGUGCAUACAUAUUGUGGAAAAAUCUAUAAAAUAAUUAUCAAACAACUAACAAAAAGCAUAAGAGACCGUUACAAUAGACCACCAAAAGAAAUAUGAUUCUUAGUGACUGCUACAUCAACUGAAUUAAAAGAAUAUCAGAGGAUAAGUAUGAAAGGAUAGUCUUGGACAGAGUGGUCAGUAAGGAAUUAAUUAUCCAUUUUGAGGAUAAUUUUUUUUUCCUGAUGGGGUUAAAUGAGCAAUAUGUUCAUGUAAUUAUGAGUAAGUUAAAAUCUUGGCCCUUGCUAAGGACAUUUUAGACCUCUGGUGUUUUGUAGCGUUAUUUGCUAUCAUUCCAGUAUUGAUGAAAAUAUUGUUGAAUUAUUGAAUAGACUACAGACUUCUGUUGACUGUUAUUCUCAAGUGAGUAAGAACAGUAGGGGUAUAUGGAUGGAGGAAAUGUACCUCAUACACAAUGAAAACACUCGAACUGUGAGUAUAGCAAUAAUUUGUGUCAGCACUAACCUCACUUUAAAUGUAUGAGAACAAACUUGUUUACAGGAGCAGAAAAGGUUCUGUUUCUUAAGAAAUGUGAUGUAACCGAUGUAACCAUUGACAAUCUAUGUGUGCCUUUAUACAUUUCAUCUCUGUUUUAAAAUAUUUUUUUG
Orycteropus afer afer is the source of this 2099-nucleotide messenger RNA. Lineage: Eukaryota; Metazoa; Chordata; Mammalia; Tubulidentata; Orycteropodidae. The record is from RefSeq and is a predicted model, not a curated record.